This is a messenger RNA of Hyalella azteca, 2119 nucleotides long. Its product is annotated as nephrin. The record is from RefSeq and is a predicted model, not a curated record. The transcript is spliced from 9 exons. Lineage: Eukaryota; Metazoa; Arthropoda; Malacostraca; Amphipoda; Hyalellidae. The annotation marks the transcript as partial.
AGAAUGAACAGGUUAGUGUUGAAUUUUCAAUCUAGGAAAAACGUGUUUUCAGAAUUGAGUGUGACAACUAUGAACGCGUACGGUCAAUGAAUGUAUUGUAGUAACAAGUUCAGAGAGUGCACGACUGUUUUAUUCAAACAUGUCAUUGCGAGGGCAAGAGUGGACACUGGCUAACAAACUCGCUCGUAUCAGUGUAUUCGUAUUACUGCUAUUUGGUACGGAAACUCAUUCUUUGAAGCCAGAUGAUCGGGCGGCUGAACAGCGAAGCCAACCAGGGCGCUUUUUCAAUAGCAUUUCUGCAUCGGAAAGCUUCCCGUUGGACAUGCAGCUCGUUCAUUCACCGCCCGACGACAUCGAUGGCCGAUACCUGGAUCAGGCUGAGAGACGAAAAAGUCGAAAUUCCUUGCAAGAAAACCGAUCUAAAGUAUCCGAUUUGGCGGCAACUCAUCUGUCCUACAGACCGGAAGACACAGCCACCGCGUUUCAGAACAAGGAAGCAAACAAGAAACGGCACAGCGAUCGUGAGAACGACAUGGCGAAAAAUUCAGAAACAAACAGAGGUUUGAACUCAAAGUCACCAAUGUUCGAUCCCUAUAAAGUACAGCCUGUAAAUGGUAGGAAGCCACUUCUCUCGAGCGCACUCUCUUCCUACUACUUACCUGUCAAAUAUCCUGAUGGAGGCUCUCUAGAUUCACACGAGUUCGUACCUAAGCAUUUCCCUCAAAAGGUUGAGUACGGAAUUGAGGGACGUGAGAACAACGCUGCAUACGAGCGCAUUUCUGCCACUAGCGAGCAAGACGAUCUCAUCAGAGCGUCUCUGACGACCACUGACUCGGUCAUGCAUGCGAAUCUCGGUGACCGCAACCGACACACCAGGAGCAAAUCUGCAGCCCGCAGGAUGGCGGUGGGACAAGGAGUCCUGCGCAACGACGGCUCCAGCGGCAGCCAUGGAGACGAGGAGCCGGUCGACCCAAACGAGGAGUUCAAAAACAGUCCGGUGAACCCCGCGACGGCGGUGGCGGGGGAGGCGGCGGUGUUGGCGUGCAACAUCUCCUCCCCCGUGGCGGGGGACGCCAUCCAGCUGGUGCUCUGGUACAAGGACUUCGUGCCAACACCAAUAUACAGUUACGACGUUCGUCAGGGCCUGUACUCGCGGCCUAAGGAAUGGUCGGACGCGGUGCUGUUGGGCAACAGAGCCCACUUCUCGGUGGCCACAAACCCGGCCGCUCUCGUGCUAAACUUCACGAGUAAAGCGGACGAGGCCGUGUAUAGGUGCAGAGUUGACUUCAAGCUUCACAUCACCACGCAUGCUCGGGUCAACCUCACUGUCAUCGAGCCCAUCACGGGCAUCUCCAUCCAAGACCCGAGUGGCUCUGAGCUGGUGGGGGUGGCGGGGCCGUAUCCUGUAGGGUCCACCCCGUCUCUGACGUGCAGGGUGGUGGGCGGUGACCCUCCACCAACCAUAACUUGGUGGAAGAACGGACACUUGCUCGACCAGUCGUACAGCUACAAGGAGAGCAAAGGGUCGGACCUGGGAUUACGCAAGUCUCCCGUGCUGCUAAGCACCGUCCAGCUGCAUCCUCUCACCAGACAAGACCUGCGCGCCUCCUACACAUGCCGCGGUGCCAACCACGACAUGGCGCCUGUGCUGGAGUCCACCGUCGAGAUCGACAUGAACUUUGGGCCGGACAACGUAACGGUGCGCGGCCUGAGUGGCGCGGUGUCCACAAGCCGUCGCCACCAAGUGAUUUGUGAGGCCCGAGGCAGCCGACCGCCCGCCAUCCUAACCUGGUUCUGUACCUGGUACCUCGACGGCAACAUCGUCAAGAGCGUCAGCCACGUGACCUCCUUGGAUGGCCAAGUGUCGUCGAGCACCCUGGAGCUGGUCUUGCAGCCGCAGGACGAAGGAAGUAUCCUCACCUGCCGCGCCCAGAACCCGGAACUCCCAACCGCUGUUCUCGAAAACUCUCAGACCCUCGAAAUUCUCUAUCCUCCGCUGGUGAUGGUCGAGGCUGGCUCAUCGCUGGAUCUGGGCAACAUCAAAGAGGGCGAUGACGUCUACUUUGACUGUCACAUCAAAGCACAGCCACCCGCGUCAAAAAUCACCUGGACCUUUGAU